This is a messenger RNA of Spodoptera exigua (beet armyworm), 945 nucleotides long. The record is from the annotation of a GenBank genome assembly. NCBI's taxonomy places the organism in Eukaryota, Metazoa, Arthropoda, Insecta, Lepidoptera, Noctuidae.
UAGUAUCACCCUGGAUAAACAGUGCCAAAAUGUUUCAAUCUAAAGUGAUUAUUCUUAGCAGUGCCAUUUUUGUUUUGUGCAGCGCAGCAGCAAUUUUCGAUAAAAUAAAUAAAAAAUGUGACUUCAACGACAGCGAAUGUUUGCAAGCCUUAUAUAGUGGUAUACUAGCAGAGGCAACAAAUAAUGGCAUCCCAGAAUUAGGCGUGCCCAAAAUAGAUCCGUUUGAGUUGAAAAAUCAACAGAUAUCUAUUCUUGGAAUGAUAAACAUUAUAAUAGCAGAAGGAACAGCCAAAGGAUUUAAAAACUGCGUUGGAAAUGGUUUUCAGAAUGACGUAGAAUCUCUAAGUACCAAAGUAAGCCUCAUUUGUGAAAACUUCUCCGUAAGUGGAAAGUAUAAGAUUGAAGUCACUCCAGUACUGAAAGCAAUUAUCGGAACUAUUGAUAUUCAUGGAGAAGGACAAGGUUCAGUUGCGAUUGAAAAAAUCAAACUGGACCUUGAUAUUGCCUACGGAGUUUUGAAAAAUGAGAAUGGUGACAUUCGUUUCGUGAUGAAACCAGAAGACACUACGUAUACUUUUGACUUUUUGGGAAACGUGAAGUUUGCAGCUGAUAGUGUAUUCAUUGGAUCACAAGAUAUUAGUACUGUGACGACCAAUAUCUUAAAUGAGAAUUGGGAAUUCAUCGCCAAGACUUUCGGAAAAUCUGUCAUGGACUUGGCCUUGGUAGUUUUCAACGAUAAUGCACAAAAAGUUCUUGACGCCUUACCUGUCAAGGACGUGAUCAGUACUGACUUAACUCCUUACGUGAAGAGCUAAGACAAAACAAUUUAUAAUUAAAUUUAAUCAACAUGUUAUGUAUUUGUAAAUGAUUGAUCUGCUAUAAAAGUACCUAUGCAUUUCUUUAGGAUUGAAAUAAAAAGUAAGUGAUUUAUUUGGCUCAUUUUCA